Hydractinia symbiolongicarpus is the source of this 1702-nucleotide messenger RNA. RefSeq names its product potassium channel subfamily K member 2-like. The coding region runs from base 733 to 1629 and encodes 298 amino acids. Gene Ontology annotation, cellular component: membrane. Lineage: Eukaryota; Metazoa; Cnidaria; Hydrozoa; Anthoathecata; Hydractiniidae. Gene Ontology annotation, molecular function: potassium ion leak channel activity. The record is from RefSeq and is a predicted model, not a curated record. The transcript is spliced from 3 exons. Gene Ontology annotation, biological process: stabilization of membrane potential; potassium ion transmembrane transport.
UUUAAAUGUUAUUUCGACCCACCUUUUUUAACCUUACGAUAAAAGCAACGUGAAAUAAUUCUUGUGGAACCUUUGAAGGUUGUGAUAAAGAGUGUGAAAAUAUAUAAAAAAUAAGGGAGCAAGGGAAGUCGUCACAAAAGUUGUUUGAUAGUAACCAAGGAAGAACAUCGGGCGCCAGAUGGCUGUGUAAUUACUUUAAAAAUCGAUUAAUAAUUUAAUAUAUAUAUACAUCUAUUUGGACGAUCGAAGAAGAGGUAUAAGAAAGAAUUUUCGGUGGAGCACCAGGCUAUUAUAUUUAGUGCUUUUAUAAAGAACGUGAAACAAUCUAUGCGUCAAUAUAAAUUUUUCUACACAUUUUACGCGUAACUCGGUGAUUUUUUUCAAACAUGUGUUUUGUUGUAUAUUUGCUUUCCAAACAGGCUUUCAUCUUUUAAAUGAAACAUAUCCGACUAUAAAAUAUCAACACGUUUUGCUUUCCAUAUUAAAAGAAAAAUUGUUUAGUGAAAGACAUAUUUCUAUGUCUGUAUUUCUAUGUUGUGUUGAACUGGAGUUUUUAUUUUUAUUUUUUAGUUUCAUGCGAAUGUCACAGUGUCGUUGUGCGCGUGUGCGUAGAAGCAAUCAAUAAUAUUUUUUUAAAAUCAGAAAUUAGAAAUCUAUUUAAAAAUGAAGAAUUAAUUUAAAAACAGAAACGAAAUUCUUUUUGUAAUCGCAAAGAAUGAACAUCGAGUCAAUAUGGGCGUAUUUUUUAUAAAUUGGAUUACCUCCCUUCAAGGACCGACGAAGAAUCUUUUAUUACGGACACUUAUUUUCACAGCAUAUUUAUUAGUUGGAGCUGCAAUUUUUCGGAUGAUCGAGUCCAGAACGGGGAUAGAAGAGAAAAAUGAUUUUGAUCAAAUUAAGCAAGACAUAAUAGACACGUAUGGUAUCAACAAUAGCGUUUUGGAGAUAUUUAUUGACCGUGUUCGCUCAGCUGAAGCGGAAGGUUAUUGGGAUGUUGACUUCGAACGAUGGAGUUUUUUUGGCUCAUUGUUCUUUGCAGCUACAGUUCUCACCACUAUAGGUUUCGGACACAUGGCACCAAGAACUUUUAGCGGUCGACUAUUUUGUAUGAUAUAUGCUUUUUUUGGGAUACCCAUCACUGGCUUGAUGUUGAAAUCAUUCGGUGAAAAACUUAUGGACAGCAUCGACGUUUCCGUUGCCCUGAUUGACGAAAAAUUGUUAAAAAGAGAAAGACGCUCCACCGCAGUGCGCACAAGCUUGAUUCUUUUCACCCUAAUGGUAUCAAUGAUCAUAUUUUUGGCCCUAGCGUCGCAACUGUAUGAAGGCUGGACCUUCUUUGAAGGUUUUUACUUCGGCUUUGUCACAUUAAGCACCAUCGGUUUCGGAGACUUCGUCCCGACCACACCCCAUCACGGCGUCAACGGAGUCACGCACAUUCACGUCGCAUUAUUUAUCAUAGUAACUUUUUUUUACAUCACCAUUGGUUUAGCGGUCGUAUCGAGCGUGCUCGUUUCUGUAUCGAGAAUAUUUGAAAGUAAAACAGAAUGGGAGUUUGUUUCGUUACAAGAUGCAUACCAAGACGGAGAUGAAAAUCACAAUGAACAAACUGAGUUGCUGAUAGAUAAAUAAAAUGUAGAACGAAUAAAAAGGGUAUAAUUAUUUACUAUAAACAGAAUUUUAAAUCAUUUAUCAAUAGUACAAA